Molecule: messenger RNA, 9945 nt
Organism: Cynoglossus semilaevis (tongue sole)
Lineage: Eukaryota; Metazoa; Chordata; Actinopteri; Pleuronectiformes; Cynoglossidae
Product: inositol 1,4,5-trisphosphate receptor type 1-like
Biological process (GO): calcium ion transmembrane transport
Cellular component (GO): membrane; endoplasmic reticulum
Molecular function (GO): inositol 1,4,5 trisphosphate binding; inositol 1,4,5-trisphosphate-gated calcium channel activity
Source: RefSeq, a predicted model, not a curated record
UUUCAAGAAGGGACAUAGAUGCACAAGAGGAGCUGACGUUUGACUAUUCAGGAGGACACAGUCAGCAAACUUCUGGAGAGUUACUGUCUAAAAAAGCGGCACAGGACAGUAGAACAGAUGGACUUCAGAGGAAAGUAUGUUAUUGUGGUGCCAAGACUUGUGCAACAUUUCUGCCGCUGGACUUAUCAAUUCUGAGCAGUCCAAUUUGUACCAGCACCUUGUUACUCAAUGGCACCAGAGGCAGACAUUGGUGAUCCAAGCCACAAUUGAUCAUGUAUGGAAACCCAUUCCCGUUUGUUUUGGGAUACAUCAUGUCAGGUGUUGCCAUCCCAGAAUAGCCAUGUCGGACAAGAUGUCCAGUUUCCUCCACAUUGGGGACAUUUGUUCACUUUAUGCUGAAGGAUCCACCAGUGGAUUUAUUAGCACUUUAGGUCUGGUGGAUGACCGUUGUGUGGUACAACCAGACACAGGCGACCUUAACAACCCACCCAAGAAGUUUAGGGAUUGUCUUUUUAAGUUGUGUCCUAUGAGCCGAUAUUCUGCACAAAAACAGUUUUGGAAAGCAGCAAAACCUGGAGGCAACAGUUCUACUGACACAGUUCUCCUCAACAAACUCCAUCAUGCUGCUGAUCUAGAAAAGAAACAGAAUGAGUCUGAAAACCGAAAGCUUCUCGGAACAGUCAUCCAGUAUGGAAAUGUCAUCCAGCUGCUUCACUUAAAAAGUCAUAAAUACCUGACGGUAAACAAACGCCUACCUGCUCUUUUGGAGAAGAAUGCCAUGAGAGUGACUCUGGACUCAGCAGGUAAUGAAAAUGAAGGAUCCUGGUUCUACAUACAACCCUUCUACAAACUGCGCUCCCUUGGAGACAGUGUGGUGAUUGGAGAUAAAGUGGUUCUUAAUCCUGUGAAUGCAGGACAGCCUCUCCAUGCCAGUAGCCACCAACUAGUUGACAACCCAGGAUGCAAUGAGGUAAAUUCUGUAAACUGCAACACAAGUUGGAAAGUUGUUCUCUUCAUGAAAUGGAGCGACAACAAGGAAACAAUACUGAAAGGGGGGGAUGUGGUGCGGUUAUUCCACGCAGAACAGGAGAAGUUUUUAACAUGUGAUGAUUACAAAAAAAAGCAGUAUGUUUUUCUCCGUACCACGGGUCGGCAGUCUGCUACAUCUGCCACUAGCAGCAAAGCAUUAUGGGAAGUAGAGGUGGUUCACAAUGAUCCGUGUAGAGGCGGUGCAGGGUACUGGAACAGCCUGUUUAGGUUCAAACACUUGGCCACAGGAUGUUAUUUGGCUGCUGAAAUGAACGGGGUGAACCAACCUGUUGAGGAGGACAAUGCUGAGCAGCACUCUUUGGAUGCAGACAAUGGAGCAUUCGGAAGUCGUUUGGGAACUCGCCAGGAUAAAAUCAUGUACAGUCUGGGUCCCGUUCCUGAAGGGAUAGACAUCUCCUCCAUCUUUGAGCUUGACCCUACUACACUAAGAGGGGGGGACUCUAUGGUACCCAGGAGCUCCUAUGUGAGACUAAGACACUUGUGCACAAACACCUGGGUCCAUAGCACCAACAACCUCAUUGACAAAGAAGAUGAGAAACCUGUUAUGCUACAAAUUGGAACAUCUGCAGUAAAGGAGGACAAGGAAGCUUUUGCUAUUGUACCAGUGCCACCUGCAGAGGUGCGGGACUUAGACUUUGCUAACGAUGCAAGUAAAGUGUUGGCGUCUAUUGCAAGCAAGUUGGAAAAAGGAACCAUUACACAAAAUGAAAGAAGGUUUGUGACCAAGCUACUUGAGGAUCUAGUUUUCUUUGUCGUUGACAUUCCCAACACUGGGCAGGAUGUGUUAGAGGUCAUGGUCAACAAACCCAACAGAGAAAGACAGAAACUUAUGCGAGAGCAAAACAUCCUUAAACAGAUUUUUAAACUUCUCCAAGCCCCUUUCACAGAUUGUGGCGAUGGUCCCAUGCUUCGAUUGGAAGAACUUGGAGACCAGCGUCAUGCUCCAUUUAGACACAUUUGCAGGCUUUGUUAUAGAGUCUUGCGCCAUUCCCAGCAGGAUUACAGAAAAAACCAGGAAUACAUUGCAAGACAAUUCAGCUUCAUGCAGAAACAGAUUGGAUAUGACGUGUUGGCCGAAGACACAAUAACUGCUCUGCUACACAACAACAGGAAGCUGUUGGAAAAACACAUCACAGCUGCUGAGAUAGAUACAUUUGUCACUUUAGUAAGAAAGAACCGGGAGCAUAGGUUUCUGGACUACCUGUCAGAUCUAUGUGUGUCCAUGAAUAAGUCUAUCCCCGUCACCCAGGAGCUCAUCUGUAAUGCAGUACUGGAUCCUUCCAAUGUUGACAUCCUCAUUGACACCAAAUUGGUGUUGUCAUUGUUCGAGGUCGAAACGUCUACCAGUGGAGAGAAGCCAGUAGAACCACAGGAUGAAGAGGAAGUUUGGUUGUUUUGGAAGGACAAUUGUAAGGGAAUUCGAAGUAAAAGCGUCAGGGAGUUGGCCCAGGAUGCAAAAGAAGGCCAGAAGGAGGACCAGGAGGUGAUCAGCUACUAUCGGUGUCAGCUGAACCUCUUUGCCCGCAUGUGCCUGGACCGUCAGUACCUGGCCAUCAACAAAAUUUCUUGUCAGCUGGAUGUAAAACUGAUUCUCUGCUGCAUGUCUGAUGAAGACCUACCCUAUGACCUGCGCGCGUCUUUCUGCCGCCUGAUGUUGCACAUGCAUGUGGAUCGUGACCCACAGGAGCAGGUUACACCUGUGAAAUAUGCUCGUCUUUGGUCGGAGAUUCCUUCUAAAAUUGCCAUUACUGACUAUGACAAUGAUGGAACCAGCAGAGAUGAAAUCAAAGAGAAGUUCUGCCAGACGAUGGACUUUGUGGAGACCUACCUGAGAGAAGUGGUUUCACAAAACAUUCCUUUCUCUGACAAAGAGAAGAACAAGCUUACCUUUGAGGUAGUACACCUGGCAAGGAACCUCAUUUACUUUGGCUUCUACAACUUUAGUGACCUACUUCGACUUACAAAGAUCCUGUUAAACAUUUUGGACUGUGUACAUGUCAGUACUUUGUACCCUAAAGAAAAGCUGGAAAAGGAAGAAGAAAACAAAGCAGGCAGCAAUGUUAUGAAAUCUCUUCAUGGAGUUGGAGAGCUGAUGACCCAAGUAGUGCUGCGAGGUGGUGGACUUUUGCAGACCACACCAGCUCAUCCACCAGAGGGUGAUGUUGUAAAAACUCACAUUGACACAGAGAGAGAGGACAUCAUGGUCAUGGACACUAAGCUAAAGAUUAUUGAGAUCUUGCAGUUCAUUUUAAGUGUACGUCUGGACUAUAGGAUCUCCUGUCUGCUCUGUAUUUUUAAACGUGAGUUUGAGAACAACACACAAGGAGAAAAUGCUGAUGUUCAAAAUGGAACCAAAAAUAUUACCUGUCAAAUACCAGGUGAUCUUGACAUUGGGGUUAUUGAGGAACAAGCAGAGGGGAUCUUUGGGGGAAGUGAGGAGAACACUGUACUAGACCUGGAUGACCAUGGUGGCCGUACCUUUUUAAGGGUCCUGCUGCACUUAACCAUGCAUGACUACCCACCUCUAGUAUCUGGAGCUCUUCACUUGCUUUUCAGACACUUUAGCCAGAGACAGGAAGUUCUCAUGGCUUUCAAACAAGUUCAACUGCUGGUGACCAGUCAGGAUGUAGACAACUACAAACAAAUUAAGUCAAACCUCGACCAGCUGCGAUCUAUUGUGGAGAAAUCUGAAUUGUGGGUUUACAAAAGGCAAGGAGAGGACGGGCUCGACGCCGAUCAGGAGUCUGACAACAAGAAGGGGGAUUCACUUGUUUCUGACGAUAAAAAAGAAAGCCCAAGCAAUUACAACUACAGGGUUGUGAAAGAGAUACUACUAUUUCUCAGUAAGUUGUGUGUCCAAGAGGGGAGCUCAGGGAGAAAGAGUGAGAAACAGCAAAGGCUUCUGAAGAACAUGGGAGCACACAUUGUUGUAUUAGAGCUGCUGCAAAUCCCCUAUGAGAAGGAUGAAGAUGUCCGAAUGCUGGAAAUCAUGAAAACGGCUCAUGAGUUUUUGCAGAAUUUCUGUGCAGGGAAUCAACAGAAUCAGGCUCUGCUCCACAAACAUAUCAACUUGUUUCUCAAUCCUGGGAUCUUGGAGGCUGUUACCAUGCAGCAUAUCUUCAUGAAUAACUUCCAGCUGUGCAGUGACAUCAGUGAGCAUGUUGUGCAACACUUUGUUCACUGCAUUGAGUCACAUGGUCGUCAUGUCCAGUACUUAAAGUUCCUGCAGACUAUUGUAAAGGCUGAGAAUAAGUUUAUUAAGAAAUGUCAAGACAUUGUCAUGGCUGAGAUGGUAAACUCUGGUGAGGAUGUUCUAGUUUUCUACAAUGAUCGGGCUUCCUUUCAAACACUCAUUCAAAUGAUGAGAUCAGAGCGAGACUGCAUAGAUGAGAACAGCCCCCUUAUGUACCACAUCCACCUUGUGGAGCUGCUGGCUGUCUGCACUGAGGGCAAGAAUGUGUACACUGAGAUCAAAUGCAAUUCCCUGCUGCCUCUGGAUGAUAUUGUUCGUGUUGUCACAGAUGAAGACUGCAUUCCUGAAGUUAAGAUUGCCUACAUCAACUUCUUAAACCACUGCUACGUGGACACAGAAGUAGAGAUGAAAGAGAUUUACACCUCAAACCACAUGUGGAAAUUGUUUGAGAACUUUUUGGUGGACAUAUGUCGGGUGUGUAAUAACACCAGCUGUAGGAAGUAUGCAGAUACAAUGCUGGAGAGUUAUGUAACAGACACAGUAAUGAGCAUUGUCACAUGUUUCUUUAGCUCCCCUUUCUCUGACCAGAGCACAAGUCUGCAGACUCGUCAGCCAGUAUUUGUACAACUGCUUCAAGGAGUGUUCAGAGUUUACCAUUGUUCCUGGCUAAACCCUGUCCCAAAGGCCUCAGUAGAGGCUUGCAUCAAAGUUCUUUCAGACGUUGCUAAGAGCAGAGCCAUUGCCAUCCCAGUUGACCUAGACAGCCAGGUCAAUAACCUGUUUGUUAAGUCUAAUGCUGUGGUUCAGAAGACUAUCCUUAACUGGAAACUGACGGCCAAGAGCACUUCUAAACUUCAAGAUAGUCAGGCCAAAGAAUCUGGCCUGACCAUUACAAAGGACUACAGAAACAUAAUUGAGAGGCUGCAGGACAUUGUGUCGGCACUAGAGGACCGUCUAAGGCCACUAGUCCAAGCUGAGCUCUCAGUUCUGGUAGAUGUACUACACCGUCCAGAGCUUCUCUUUCCUGAAAACACAGAUGCACGCAAGAAAUGUGAAAGUGGAGGAUUUAUAUCAAAACUAAUCAAACACACCAAGCAGCUACUCAGUGAGAAUGAAGAGCGCCUGUGUAUCAAAGUGCUGCAGACAUUGAGGGAAAUGAUGGCCAAAGACCACGACUAUGGAGAGAAGCUGAUUGCCUAUGAUGAUGAGAUGGAUGUGGCUGAGCUUGCACCACCACCAGAGCCUAACGUUCCUACGGAGAACCAGGAACUAGAGCCACAGCCUCAGAAGCAACUGGAUGAUCAAAAAAGGGGUGAAGCUCUGCGGCAGAUCUUGGUUAAUCGAUACUAUGGGAAUGUAAAACCUAGACAAAGGAGAGACAGCGUUACAGCCUUCAGCAAUGGUUCAGUCACUUCAAGAGCACAGGGGAAAUCUCCUACAGUUGUCAGCUCGGGGGUAGGAGGCCGAGGGGACCUGAGUCUGGCAGAGGUUCAGUGUCGCCUAGACAAGGAAGGGGCCUCAGACCUAGUCAUUGACCUCAUCAUGAAUGCUACCAGUGACCGAAUCUUCCAGGAGAGCAUCCUGUUAGCCAUAGCCCUGCUGGAAGGUGGGAACACGGCUAUCCAGGCAUCAUUCUUACAACGUCUUACCGGAGACAAUAAGUCCGAGAAAUUUUUUAAAGUAAUUUAUGAGCGCAUGAAGCUGGCUCAGCAGGAGAUCAAGGCCACUGUAACAGUUAAUACAAGUGAUCUGGGCAACAAAAAAAAGGAUGAGGAUUCAUCAGAUAAAGACACACAAGGAUGCAAAAAAGCCAAGGAUCUGCCUGCAUUGACAGAUGAAGUUAAGGAGCAGCUGAUGGAGGCCUCCACUGUCACCAAAAAGCCUUUUACAAAUGACCGCCAUGAGACUGAAGCUGAAGAGCAUCCAGUGGCUUCUGAUGCUUCCCAUUUGCCAGCUGCUAAUAAGGGUCAGGAGGAGAGUGAGAUGAGCACCAUCAUCACUAUCAUGCAGCCUAUCCUGCGCCUAAUGCAGCUACUGUGUGAGAACCACAACAGAGACCUGCAGAGCUUUCUGCGCAACCAGAAUAACAAGAACAACUUCAACCUGGUGUGUGAAACAUUGCAGUUUCUUGACUGUAUAUGUGGUAGUACUACAGGAGGACUUGGCCUGUUGGGACUUUACAUAAAUGAAAAGAAUGUUGGACUCAUCAACCAGACUGUGGAAAGUCUUACUGAGUACUGCCAGGGUCCCUGUCACGAGAACCAGAACUGUAUUGCUACUCAUGAAUGCAAUGGUAUUGACAUCAUCAUCGCUCUCAUCCUAAAUGACAUCAACCCACUUGGCAAGAAAAGGAUGGAUCUAGUGCUGGAACUCAAAAAUAAUGCAUCCAAGCUUCUUCUUGCAAUCAUGGAGAGUCGCCACGACAGUGAAAAUGCUGAGAGGAUCUUGUACAACAUGAGGCCAAAAGAACUGGUAGAAGUGAUAAAAAAGGCAUACAUACAGGGUGAGGUGGAGACACCACUGGAGGGUGAGGAGAUAGAGGAGGAACAUUCUGCCUCCCCACGAAAUGUUGGCCAUAAUAUCUACAUUCUGGCACAUCAGUUAGCUCGACACAACAAGGAGCUGCAGGCCAUGUUGAAACCAGGUGACAUGUAUGGAGAAGGAGACGAGGCUCUGGAGUUUUACGCCAAACACACAGCUCAAAUUGAGAUUGUACGACUGGAUCGGACCAUGGAGCAGAUCGUCUUUCCUGUCCCAAACAUCUGUGAGUUCCUAACCCAAGAGUCCAAGCUGCGUGUUUACUACACUACAGAGAGAGAUGAGCAAGGCAGCAAAAUCAAUGAUUUCUUCUUACGCUCUGAGGAUCUCUUCAAUGAGAUGAUCUGGCAGAAAAAGUUAAGAGCCCAGCCCAUCUUGUACUGGUGUUCCAGAAACAUGUCGUUCUGGAGUAGCAUUUCUUUUAACCUGGCUGUGCUUGUAAACCUGUUAGUGGCCUUUUUCUACCCUCUGGAGGGCAUCGGAGGAGGUACACUAAAACCACAUCUGUCUGCUCUGCUGUGGAUGGUAAUGCUGUUCUCUCUGGGUUUAGUCUUCAUCUUACCUCAGCCUCAUGGAAUCCGAGCAAUCAUUGCCUCCACCAUCCUGCGUCUCAUCUUCUCUGUAGGAUUGGAACCCACUUUGUUUCUCUUGGGGGCUUUCAAUUUUAUUAAUAAGAUCAUCUUUCUGAUGAGCUUUCUUGGAAAUCGAGGAACCUUCAGUCGUGGCUGCAGAACCAUGAUCACCGAUGUUGAGUUCCUCUAUCACCUGCUCUACCUGAUUAUCGGCACCCUGGGGGUCUUUGUUCACGUCUUCUUUUACAGCUUGCUACUCUUCGAUCUGAUUUACCGAGAGGAGACCCUGCUGAAUGUGAUUAAAAGUGUGACCCGCAAUGGCCGCUCCAUUGUCCUCACUGCCGUAUUGGCUCUAAUACUUGUCUACCUCUUCUCAAUUGUGGGAUUUAUUUUCUUCAAAGAUGACUUCAUUUUUGCUGUUGACAGAAUACCCAACCAAACACUGGAACAAGGAGUCAGCAUGGUGGGGGAAUUCUUCUCUGGUGGAGAUCAUCAAACAAGCAAGCACAACUAUUCUGAAACUAUGAUGGACACCUCUUUUGCCAUUCAGCCAUCAGCCAUGGUCAUCGAAGACAAGGAGAGAACAUGUGACUCCUUAAUCAUGUGCAUCGUGACAGUACUGAGUCAUGGACUUAGAAGUGGUGGAGGUGUGGGAGAUGUCCUGAGGAAACCAUCCAAGGAGGAGCCCCUGUUUGCAGCCAGAGUACUCUAUGAUCUGCUCUUCUUCUUCAUGGUCAUUAUCAUCGUCUUGAACCUCAUCUUUGGUGUCAUCAUUGACACAUUUGCUGACCUGAGGAGUGAAAAACAGAAGAAAGAGGAGGUCCUAAAAACAACAUGUUUCAUUUGUGGUCUGGAGAGAGACAAGUUUGACAAUAAGACAGUCACCUUUGAAGAACACAUCAAAAUUGAGCACAACAUGUGGCACUAUCUCUUCUUCAUCGUUUUGGUUAAGGUGAAGGACUCCACGGAGUUCACAGGUCCAGAGAGCUACGUGGCUGAAAUGAUCAGGGACCACAAUUUGGACUGGUUCCCACGCAUGCGGGCCAUGUCCUUGGUCAGCAGUGAUGCGGACGGGGAACAGAAUGAGAUCAGAAACCUGCAGGAGAGGCUGGAGUCCACCAUGAAGUUGGUGUCUAACCUUUCUGGUCAGCUAACAGAGCUGAAGGACCAGAUGACAGAACAAAGGAAACACAAGCAACGCAUCGGCCUGUUGGGACACCCUCAGCACAUGAAUGUCACCAACACUCAGCAACUGGCAUAAAGUCUUGUUGCCUGUAUGAUGUUUCUAGACGGAUGUUGUUUUUUGUUUUGUUUUUUGUUUUUUUAAUAGUUCAAGGACAUGUUUUCACCAGAAAUAAAUUUACAGAAAGUAUUUUUUCUUGUUAAUAGUUCCAGUAUUAUCUUUCAACACUGUUCAAAUCUUAUAAAUAUUGCUCCUGGGUAUCAAACUCAUUUUGGUUCACAGGCAGCAUGCAACCUAAUGAGCUGUCAAGUGGGCUGGACCACUACAAUCAUAACUUAACUAACUGUAAAUAACAAUAAGUUCAUGUUUUUUUGCCUUUUGUUUUCAUCCAAGCCAGUAUGUUAGAUAUUUAUUAUUAUUUAUUCAUAUUUAAUGAAAUAUAGGUUUACAAAAUCCUGAACAUGAAGUGAUUGUGUAUUUUUUUAUUUUUAAAAUUAAUCAAGCGGGCAGGAUUGAACUGCCUAGCAGAUCAGUUCUGGCACCGCAUGUUUGCCCACCUGCUGUAAUCAGUUCAUCGUUGGAAUCACAGUGAUACAGAUGAUUGAUUGGAUUUGUGAUGUAACUGAUCUGGUCUCCUUGUGUGUCCAGAUCAAAGCAUAUGGUACAGGAGUACUUACUAAUGGAGAGAGUAAAUGUGCAGUAUAAAACCACACUAUUUUUUAUUAAUUAUUAGUUUGUAUCUGUUGAUGUUGCUGUAUUUGUUGUAUAAGGUAUUUAUUUUUUUCGGGAAGUGUGAAAGUACAUUUUAGUACAUUUUCAUUAAAGGACCAACCACAGAAUAAAUUCUGUUCUUAAUUAGCUGGGAUUUUAACAUGAUAGAGAGACAUGGACAGAAACAUGGAUAAGACAGUUAUUUCUAAUUUGUUUUUAGGUUUAUUUCUUUUUAUGUUUAAGGCACACACACUAUUUUCAGUCACAAUAAAUAUUGUGCAAUAUAUUAUACAGUCCUUGAAGUACAGGCCACAUUUUAGGAUUUUAUAGCAUCACUACGUAAAUACGUAUCUAGUGUUUAUUUUUGCCUAUGUAAGUAUCAAUAGUGGCACUUCCCAAUGUUGUGUUCACCUGUGUUGAUUGUUGCUGUUGUGUUUUGUAACUGCAUUAGCUUUAAAUGGAUCUUUUACCUGCUGUAGGAUUAACAACUCUAACUUAUACAUUUAGUUUCAGUCAAAGGUUGCUUGUAAAGAAGGGUUUAAUUUCAGCACUUCUAAGAUUAUUAUCACUUCAGAUUUUCUUAGAGGUAAAUAGCUUGGACUUCUUCUAUCAUAAAACUUAAAUCGCAUAAUGUCACUGCUCUAAUACUCACAACCCUCUCUCUUUGUCAAAUAAACUGAUACAGUAUUGUGAAGGAA